Mycena indigotica is the source of this 2616-nucleotide messenger RNA. RefSeq lists its product as uncharacterized. The coding region runs from base 16 to 2616 and encodes 866 amino acids. NCBI's taxonomy places the organism in Eukaryota, Fungi, Basidiomycota, Agaricomycetes, Agaricales, Mycenaceae. Gene Ontology annotation, molecular function: mRNA binding. The record is from RefSeq and is a predicted model, not a curated record. The transcript is spliced from 9 exons.
CUCUUGUUUUCUAUUAUGCCGCCCAAAAAGGCGGCAGCAAAGGCAGCCCCCAAGGAAGCCGCUUCGACGACACCCCAACCAGCGCCAGCACCGAUCUCGAAUGCCCUUGUACCUAGGGGGACUCGGAAUGUUGUCCAAAGUGGGAAAAGUAAAACGAAGAGAGACGGGGAAGGUCGAAAGCCAACGACUGCACGCGCCCUUAUCCUCCGCAAUGCGGCUCGUGGGGCCGGAGAAGUCAUGCUCGUCUCAAAACUACUCGGUCGUGAAAAACUUGACCUCCUUCUCGAGGACAUGAUCAAGCAGAAAGCUGCUGGCGCAAUCAUGACCCCUUUCCAACUGGAAAGCGCUAUCAAGAUUGCAGACUCUCAAUGCAGUUCAUUCCUCGACGAUAUCGCGCAUCUUCAAGAUCCAGUAUUAUUUGUGCCUAUAAUUGACAUGGAGUGGUCAUCUCGCAUUCCUACAAAGGACCCCAAAGCGCAAGAGCCACUCAAAAGCGCAAGUGCCGUUGCCAGAACGGUCGCCACGAGAAUCCACAACACCUACAUGCUUGCAGCAGCAUGGAAACUCGUUGCGGAUACAGUCCAUGACUUGGAGGAUAUGGGCUUACGCGAUGAUAUGGACAUCAAGACACAAUUGAAAAACGACCCUGAAUUGCGCAUCAAGUACAUUGCUCUCUAUACCUUUGUCGUCAACACACUAGUCAAAUUCUUACAAGAUCGUUUUUCAGUGCUAGCGACGACUACACCCCAUUUUGCGCAAUACUUCAAGGUCAAGGAGCCCGGCGAAGACGACAAUCUCGAGGAGCAAUGCAUAUUCGAUCUUGAAGCUCUCCGGGCGGCCGGAAAGUCUUUUCUCGAUUCGAUCAUUCUUGAGAUUAGUUUCCCCAAUGGCCGUUAUGACCAAAACUUACUCAUGGAGCUACUUCGCGACGCAGUCGAUGAGGCUCCAAGAGAUAGUAAGCGGUUUCCACAAACCCUUUGGGACGCAGUGGGCGAUCUUUCUGAGGCCGUUCGGCUCUGUGCCAUGCUUGAAGCGCCAUUGCUCGAUCCAAUGUUCGCUGACGCCAAAGCUGCCCCAGCGGAGAAGCUUCCUGGAUACGAUGCGUGGUUUGACGCGAUGAUGUUGUCGCUCAAGGCUACGGAGGAUGUCACGCCUUUCAAGGACAUCAUCUUUCCCCUCGCCAAAGCUAAGAAACAGGCGAUACUCGAGACCAUGUGGAAAGCUAUCAACCAGAUGUACAAGGCCUCAACCAAGAAGGACAUAGACUCACUUUGGCGUUUGAAUGAGGCUCUCAAUCGUACCCCACAAUGGCACACGAUCCAUGUUCCUGGGCUGAAGAUUGCCAACGAGGGCAAACCAGAAAAGAAGAAAAUGCUUACAAUUACGGAAGGUGGGGAGGAUACCGAUGGCUCGAUGCCGGAGCUGCAGUCUGUUUCCAACUCGUCAGAGGAGGACGAUGAUGACGAAUCUGAAUCUGAAGACGAGGAAGAAGACGACGGAGAUGAAACCAGCAGCGAGUAUGACGAGGAUGCAGCAGAUGAAAUUCGCGAUCAAGUGCGUGAAGCGAUGGAUGCUGCAUAUGAAGGCGAUCUAUUUGAGAAACCAGAUGAAACAGAGGAGGACUCAUCAAAGGGCAACGCAUUCUUGAAACUUCUCGGGUCUCUCCGUGGGCGUGUGUUCAACUCAAGCACUAAACUUGGUGGGAAGAAAGCCCCUGCCGCCCGCAACCCCAAGACUGGAUUUUUCGGUAAGACCAAAGCUGGCCCUCCCCCCAAGACCUCUGAGCAACCCACUGCUACUGCCAAACCCAAAGGCAAGCAGGCGGCAACAGUCGAAGAGGUUGAUGACGAUGACGAUGACAAGCCCUCUGCUCCCAAGAAGAAGAAGAAAAAGCCCAAGAAGAAAAAGAAAGCGGCCGGUGCUGGUGGCGGAACCGCAGAGGCGGAUGGCGACGGUGAUGACGGUGCUGAAGAAACAACACCGGCUCCUCCUUCGACAACAACCACAACCACAACCUCGCCAACUCCGACUUCACCAGCCAAAAAGACUCCUGUUGCCAAAGCUGCUGGGGUUGCUGGUCUCGCCGCGCAGAUGUCUACUGUCUCGCUCGCUUCAACCGAAACCCUUGCACAGUCUGCUCAUUCCUAUCUCAAGUCAGAGAAUCUACUUGAAGCCAAGGCCAAGGUCAAAACUACUGGCACGGCCGCUCCCGAGAAGAAGCAUCGCGGAUUCAUGUCUAAGUUCACCAAGGAGAAAAAGACAGAAGAGCCCAAGAAGCCCAGACCCGGUCUUUUCUCUCGAUUAUCCAAAAAGGCAACCAACAGCAUGCAUCAACUCCUUCGCACUUCCGAAGAUGAGACGAGGGGACUGUCCUCGAUGAAGUGGGAGACAUUCGUCAAGCUCAUGGUUGAGCUGGGCUUCACAUAUGACCCCGGCACGGCUGGGUCCAGUGUCCGCUUUGACCCUCCAGACCCCAAGGAUGUCUCUAUCACUUUCCACAAGCCCCACCCUGAUCCGACCAUCCACCCAAUCAUGCUCCGCGAAUUCGCCAAGAGGCUUAAGAAGAGUUAUGGCUGGGUUGAGGCGGAUCUCCUGGGUCACCCCUCAAUGGUUUGA